AUGACUUCAAGGGAGGAGUUGGGUAUUUCGGGUCCAAAUGCUCCACUACUUGCUUCCGCCGAUGCCUGUCCAGACUUCCGCGACGCCGACGAGGCUUUGGACUCCGAUCUAAGCUAUUCGGGGGGAUGGUUUAUAUGGAUUUUGACGUUUUCAGCUGGUAUCAGCGGCCUUCUUUUCGGCUAUGAUACCGGCGUCAUUUCCUCCACCCUCGUGACUAUUGGCUCCGAUCUAUCGAAUCGACCGUUGACCACCCUCGAUGAAAGUCUCAUAACGUCAUGUACCAGUCUAUUUGCAUUGAUUGCGAGUCCCUUCACGGGUGUUCUGGCUGAUAAAUAUGGUCGUCGGAAGGUCAUACUCGUCGCCGAUAUCCUGUUUGCUCUUGGAGCAGUAAUCCAGGCCUUCACCAGUAGAGUAUGGUGGAUGAUUAUCGGCCGGAGCAUUGUCGGACUCGCAGUGGGCAGUGCGAGUGCUGUCACUCCCUUGUUCGUCUACCCUCACCUGUAA
Molecule: messenger RNA, 504 nt
Organism: Penicillium longicatenatum
Lineage: Eukaryota; Fungi; Ascomycota; Eurotiomycetes; Eurotiales; Aspergillaceae
Exons: 2
Coding region: 1-504 (167 amino acids)
Biological process (GO): transmembrane transport
Cellular component (GO): membrane
Molecular function (GO): myo-inositol:proton symporter activity
Source: RefSeq, a predicted model, not a curated record